AUGGCAGGUAUUGAGGCUACCGGCACACAGCUGGCCCAUGUUGGUGCGGGCAGUUGCUUAUCAGGCAAAGAGAGGGCUGCUUUAGAAGCGGCAUCACCAACAUCGCCACCAGCAUCAGCACCACAUUUCUCUUCUGCUACAGUGCCCCCAUCACUUAUGACCAUUGCCAGUGCCCAUACCCGCACCACGUGCAGCAGCAUACUCACAGUCCCAGACGUGGCAGAGUCAACUAACACACUCCAAGGGACAGAUACAACCUCCCCCACCGCCACCUCUCCCAAUUCUACCUUCACCAGCAACGGAAUCCACACCAGCCCGACCCCAUCGUCCGCUUUCCCCGGCCCCUUUUGCUCAGAUAACCUUUUCGGCCUUUGGCAAUGCUCCCUCUUCUCCUCGUGUGUGAUCAGUACUGCACAAUAG
Molecule: messenger RNA, 420 nt
Organism: Closterium sp. Yama58-4
Lineage: Eukaryota; Viridiplantae; Streptophyta; Zygnematophyceae; Desmidiales; Closteriaceae
Source: the annotation of a GenBank genome assembly